CCCGCCUCCCCCUCCUGCCUUCUGCGCUCCGGCCCGCCCGGUUGCAGCCAUGGAGCAACCGCUGCUGCUGCUGACGCUGCUGGCCGGCCUGGGCACCGGCUUGGCCGAGCACCGGCCCGACUACGACCGCGAGGCGCUGCUGGGCGGCCAGGAUGAAGUGGAGGAAUUUUCCAAACUGAGCCCGGAGGAGCAGCAGAAGCGCCUGAAAGUGAUCAUAAGUAAGAUUGACGUGGAUCAGGACGGCUUCCUCACGGAAGGUACCUAUGAUGAUGAUGAUGAUGACCCUCCGACUAAGCUCAAUCACCGGCCGCUUUCUUGGGCUGGGCUUAGGUGGUCGUGUGAAUGAGACCCAGCCACAAAGCGUGAUCCGGAUUAGUUGGGUGUCCUUGGCUGGUGUCCAGUAUUUACAUCUGGGUUUUUGGGGGGGAGGGAAACCCCAUCCAUUGAGUAUGGUGGAUUCGUUUAACGACGGCCAUGCUCACUUCACCACCACCGCAAAAAUGGCUUGAAAUUGGUGUGUGUGUGUGUGUGACAUGAUGGACCACAUGGCUU
Messenger RNA from Notechis scutatus (mainland tiger snake), 552 nucleotides. Lineage: Eukaryota; Metazoa; Chordata; Lepidosauria; Squamata; Elapidae. The record is from RefSeq and is a predicted model, not a curated record.